GAAAAUAAUAAGACUCCAAUCUAGCACAUCGUUGCUAAAGUAGUACUCGAUCGAGGAUUCCUUUUUCCUUCCUAAAACUACUCUACACGGAAAUCGACGGUACAGUCGUCCACACCAAUCUCGACUAUUUAAUAUCUUCCACAUGUUGCCAACCCUAACCCAAUAUCUCUCUCUCUCUCUCUCUCUCUCUCUCUCUCUCUCUCUCUGGUGUUGGGAUUUAGAUCGAUGGGUGGAGGGAUCGUAGAGGAGAGCUUCUGCUACGAAGAGGAAACGCACCUGACCGUACUGAAAACCUCCCACUUCUUCGAAGGAGAUGGAUUCACCGUCUACGACUCCAACGGUCAGAUCGUCUUCCGAGUCGACAGCUACGGCCCCGAAGCCGGUAACGGUGACGAACUCGUCCUCAUGAACGCCACUGGAAAGUGCCUCCUCACCGUCCAUCGCAAGAGGGCGAGCCUUCACCAUCGGUGGGAAGGAUUUCUAGGGGAGAGAAUGAACGGUCAGAAACACAUCUUCAGCGUUCACCGUUCUUCCAUGAUCGGUCGAACGAGCGUCACGGCAGAAGUGUACGGAAGCCCCGUGGUGGAGUACCAAAUCGAGGGCUCCUAUUCCCACCGAUGCUGCACUUUUUAUUCCAUAUCCGCAUCCAACGGCUCUCGAGUGGCCGUUGCUGAGAUCAAGAGAAAAGUGACUGCUUCGGCGCAUGUAAUGCUUGGGAAGGACGUCUUCUGGCUCUACCUCAAGCCUGGGUUUGAUGGGGCCUUUGCAAUGGCACUAGUCAUUGUCCUUGAUCAGAUCAACGGUGAUGAUGACUACGAUGGUAGUGAGAUCGUGGAUGAUGAUGGGGAUGUGAUCGAAUCAACGGUCGACGAUAGUUCGUCUCCAUCAACUCAUUCGUGAAAAUUGUAUCUUCUUUACUUUUAUAAAUUCGAAUAAAGUUCCGCUUGCUCUGUGCAGCUUUUUUUCA
This is a messenger RNA of Magnolia sinica, 967 nucleotides long. Its product is annotated as protein LURP-one-related 5-like. The record is from RefSeq and is a predicted model, not a curated record. The transcript is spliced from 2 exons. NCBI's taxonomy places the organism in Eukaryota, Viridiplantae, Streptophyta, Magnoliopsida, Magnoliales, Magnoliaceae. Bases 226 to 900 code for a protein of 224 amino acids.